UUUCUGCGUAGCUGAGUCUGUACAGUGAUUGCUUCCAUUGGCUCUCGCUGUAUGGCGCCCUCUGCCGGUGGAAUCUGGCGCGUUCGCAGCGGCAGCUGGACACCUUUAGCUUCCGGUGGCUGUCAGAUGCCUGAGCUUCAGUGUUGGGAAUGCAGCCGCCUCUCCCGACAGCUGCGGUCAGAGAACUGGUUUGCUCCUGUCUGCAUCGAGACCCUGUAGCGGCGGAUCUGCGCUGUAGCCUCUUCGUAGCCGCCGUCCAGAGCUACAAACGCGAUUCAGCGCUCAGACCCUUCCCUCCUCGCUACCUCAGAGGAGAGGUCAAGGACUUUGAGGAGCUGCAAAAGGAUGUGGAUACUUUGCCAAACGUGAGAGAUCUGGUGCGUCUGGGACACGGUGAUGGAGAUCAUCAUCUGGCUCUUGUGCACUGGGUUCUCUCCUCCAAGAGUUUUGCUGUGAAGACCCUGCAGAAAGAGGAGUUUGCCAGACUCAGCCAGCUGACUCAAAGCGAGGGCGUUUCGGCUCCGGCUCCAGACUUCCUCUUUGAACUGCAGUACUGUGAUUUGCUCAACUCCAAGUUCGAGCGGACGCGGGCCGGACGAGAGCUCAUCUAUGCAUUCCACGGCAGCAGACUGGAGAACUUCCACUCCAUCAUACAUAACGGAUUACACUGCCAUCUCAAUAAGACCUCACUGUUUGGGGAGGGCACAUACCUGACCAGUGACCUCAGCAUGGCCAUCCUUUACAGUCCUCAUGGUAACGGAUGGAGGGAAAGCGUUCUCGGGCCUUUGAUCAGCUGCGUUGCCUUGUGUGAAAUCAUUGAUCAUCCUGAUGUAAAGUGUCAGGUGAAGAAGAAAGACUCCAAGAGCAUUGACCAUAAGCGUCUGAGGGCCAGGAACAGUGAAGGAGGUGAGGUGCCCGAGAAAUACUUUGUGGUGACUAACAACGAGCUUCUGAGAGUGAAGUACCUGCUGGUGUAUUCUCAGAGACGCUACCGAUCACGGUGA
Molecule: messenger RNA, 1004 nt
Organism: Sinocyclocheilus anshuiensis
Lineage: Eukaryota; Metazoa; Chordata; Actinopteri; Cypriniformes; Cyprinidae
Product: mono [ADP-ribose] polymerase PARP16-like
Exons: 6
Coding region: 150-1004 (284 amino acids)
Molecular function (GO): NAD+ poly-ADP-ribosyltransferase activity
Source: RefSeq, a predicted model, not a curated record